Rhopalosiphum maidis (corn leaf aphid) is the source of this 2303-nucleotide messenger RNA. RefSeq lists its product as uncharacterized. The transcript has 11 exons. The record is from RefSeq and is a predicted model, not a curated record. NCBI's taxonomy places the organism in Eukaryota, Metazoa, Arthropoda, Insecta, Hemiptera, Aphididae. The annotation marks the transcript as partial. Gene Ontology annotation, biological process: maturation of SSU-rRNA from tricistronic rRNA transcript (SSU-rRNA, 5.8S rRNA, LSU-rRNA). Gene Ontology annotation, cellular component: small-subunit processome; Pwp2p-containing subcomplex of 90S preribosome. Gene Ontology annotation, molecular function: protein binding; snoRNA binding.
AAAUGUUUUUUUAGAUAAAAUGUAUCGAUAAUGUUGUUAACUACCACUAUGAUUAAUUUUCGUGUGCAUAGCCUAAAAAUAAAUUUUAACACGAUCGACCGUUUGGUCGCCCCUGUUAUACAUCAUCCCGAAUUCGACAGCGACGGAGUGGGGUUUUACGAUCUCAAUGAUGUAACAUAUAGAACAUAAGUCACCAAAUGAACUUUUAUGGCCCGUGAAAAAUGUUCAGAUCCCUAAUGUGGCUCUUUUAAAAUAUUAAUCGGGGACCCCUGCUAUAGAAUAAAGAUUGUUGUUCGCUUCCCAUCUUCACCCCGCCAUAUAGCACGGAUAGCAGUUUCGUUUUUAUUCGGUCCCGACAGAGCGCUCGAUCGGCUCCUCACCUCGAACGUCCCCACCACCCACGGCUAUCGAAUUAUUACUGUUGCGGCGCUGUUGAAUGAUCGCUGCGCACAUUUGUCUCCCAUUGACUGUCAACUCUAGACGUCCAGUACGUUCACCAUACCUAAUAGUGCCGACGUCCGCCACCGAUCAUCAUGGAGAUAGAAACACAACAGAAUCCGAACGACGGGUUAUACGAGUGGCAGUACUUGUUGGACAACAGUGUCAUAGGACAAUCCGAACUCAUACAAGUGAUUGAAGGACGUAAAUUGUUUUUGCAAAAGAUCGAAAGCAACGAUGUCAACCGAGAAGAUUUUUUGGAGCAUAUAGAAAGCGAGACAAAAUUACUGGAAGCCUUGCAACACAAUAUCGAACUUCGUUCUCGAGUGGAAGAAAUGCAGUCUGAUGAUACCAGAAUAUUAAAUAUGCUGAUCAAUCGCAUUGACUUCUUGUAUUUCAGUAUGCUACAAAUGUCCCCCAUUCGUUUGUCUUCAAUGAAACGAUACUUAAAAUUUCGUUCAGAUAACAAAUCAUACAUCAAUGACACGACAUUUUUGCGUAAACUAAUGUCGAGUAAACACAAUGAUCCGGAAGUGUACAAAAUAACCGCUUUGUUUGAGUAUUAUAAUAUGAGUGAUAUAAAUGCCGCUAGACUGUGUUUUUCAGAAGGGUUGAAAUAUCACAAGCAUUGUAAAAAACUACAUGUUGACAAUUUCAGUUUAGAAGUCCAGUACAAUGAAGAUACUGAUGGUGAAUCAUUUCCUAUAGCUUUGAGCAAGUAUAAAAAUAUGAUCAAAUGUUUCAAAGGUGACUUGGAGUUUCACUUUACAUUGUUAGAUGCAUCAUUCAAAAGUAAUUCAGUUUCGGAAUUACAUUAUCAUGUCGUAAGGGAUAUGAUCGAGGAAUACAAAGGACAUGAAAAAAUGUGGCAAAAGUUGGCUAUAAUUAACUUAAAUGGUUUUAUCUUUGAUUCCGAAUCGGAACUCAUAUGCUUUGACCGUCAUCGUGGAAGUGGAAUUACAUAUACUUAUAAAGCAUUUGAUGAUGGUUUGAAAGUAAUUUGGUCACCCGUGAAACGUAAAUUACUAUGGAAUAUGUUCAUUGAGCAUGUAAUCAAUAUUUGGAAAGAAUUUGGUGUGAAAAAUACAAUCGCUAGUUUUGUGAAUGAAAAUAUGGAACGAGUGUUUCAAGGAGCGUUUAACGAAGGAUUUUUGUAUAAAGCAGAACAUUAUGCUUAUUGGGCUGAACAUAAAAACGAAGAAUGUGAUGAGAUUUUGUCCAAGGCAAUUCGGAUGAAUAAAGAUAAUUUGAAUGUUUGGAUUGAAAUAUUGACAGUUUAUAUUGAAAGUGAUUCUUUUGAAAUGGCAUAUAAAGUUUUUCAAGAUGCCAUCAAGUCACUGGAAUCAAAUUCAAUACCAUUAUGGGAAUUAAUGGAAAAAUUUAUAAUUGACUUCGACCAAAAUUCGCUUUUAGAUUUCUACCAACAAGCUUCAUACGUGCCAUGGACCCAAAUCAGUUUGAUAUACAGAGUGAAAUACUUGAAUUUUUUUGGAAUGAACAAUGGGAUAACUGCUAUUCGUAGACUGUUUAAAGAAUUGAAUAGUAUAAGUCCACCUUGUAAACAAUUAUACGUUGAAAUGAUUUCUUAUGAACGAUCCUUGAGUACUGUCAAUGUAACACAAGUCAGUAAAUUGUACAACGAAGUAUGCUAUAACUUGGGACAUGGUGAUAUUGAGUUGUGGGCUAAUUAUAUUCAAUUUGAGUACAUGAAUGUUGAACGAUAUACAGCAAAGAAUAUUUAUAAAUCAUCUAUGGAAUAUUUGGGACCAGAGUUAUUUGACGUCUUGACAACAGAGUUUGAAAAUAUUAAAAGUGAAUUUGAGAAAACCCUUACUAUAAAUCCAGAAGUUAUAAAAAUUGAUGAA